CGCGUAAAACACCGUAAUUAGUAGUAGUAACCAUGGGCAAUAACGCUACGUCCGCGAACAAGAAAGUCGAUGCUGCCGAGAGCGUGCGGGAGUUUCUGGACCAAGCGAAGGAGGACUUCGAGGAGAAGUGGAAGCGCAAUCCGACCAACACGGCCGCGCUCGAUGACUUCGAGCGGAUCAAGACGCUCGGCACGGGCUCGUUCGGGCGCGUCAUGAUAGUACAACACAAAUCGACCAAGGACUACUACGCGAUGAAGAUUCUGGACAAACAGAAGGUGGUGAAGCUGAAGCAGGUCGAGCACACGCUGAACGAGAAGCGCAUCCUGCAGGCGAUCUCGUUUCCGUUUCUGGUCAGCCUGAAGUUCCACUUCAAGGACAACUCCAACCUGUACAUGGUGCUGGAGUACGUGCCGGGCGGGGAAAUGUUUUCGCACCUGCGGAAGGUGGGCCGCUUCUCGGAGCCCCACUCGCGCUUCUACGCCGCCCAGAUCGUGCUGGCGUUCGAGUAUCUGCACUAUCUCGAUCUGAUCUACCGCGAUCUGAAGCCGGAAAAUUUGCUGAUCGACUCGCAGGGCUACCUGAAGGUGACCGAUUUCGGGUUCGCGAAGCGCGUGAAGGGCCGUACCUGGACGCUGUGCGGUACGCCCGAGUACCUGGCGCCCGAGAUCAUCCUGAGCAAAGGCUACAACAAGGCGGUCGACUGGUGGGCGCUCGGUGUGCUGGUGUACGAGAUGGCGGCCGGCUACCCGCCGUUCUUUGCCGACCAGCCGAUUCAGAUCUACGAGAAGAUCGUCUCCGGCAAGGUCCGCUUCCCGUCGCACUUUGGCUCGGAGCUGAAGGAGCUGCUGCGCAAUCUGCUGCAAGUCGAUCUGACCAAGCGCUACGGCAACCUGAAGGCGGGCGUAAACGACAUCAAGGGCCACCGAUGGUUCGCCUCGACCGACUGGAUCGCCGUGUUCCAGAAGCGCAUCGAAGCACCGUUCAUACCGCGCUGCAAGGGACCGGGCGACACGAGCAACUUCGACGACUACGAGGAGGAAACCUUGCGCAUUUCCAGCACCGAGAAGUGCGCCAAGGAGUUUGCCGAGUUUUAAGCGAUAUUGAUUGGACCGAGCGAUCACACACGGGACCCGAGACAGCCGGGGGGGGAGCACAGCAUACAUACAGACAGGCAGUAGUGUGGCUGCUAGAGGACAACGACGGACAGAGUACGGACGGGGAGAGGAGGCUCUACGCAGCCUCCCACAGACCUUUGCAAAGCCCAGUGUGACCAGCCGGCCGGCACCCCCAUCACGGUUGCUUCCCGUGUUCUCCUUCUCUUGGGUAGCCUCCCCUUACAUCUGUGAGCACUGUUCGCGCCGGAACUUCCGGAUCUGGAUCGCCCUGUUUGUUUGUUGUACUCUUCCUUCCGCUGCUAUCACGUCCAGUGCGCGUCCGUGGCAGUGCACCCACCAAUCAAGCGACCGCCGUGCGCAAUGCGCACGCAG
Anopheles bellator is the source of this 1487-nucleotide messenger RNA. RefSeq names its product cAMP-dependent protein kinase catalytic subunit 1 (gene Pka-C1). The coding region runs from base 33 to 1094 and encodes 353 amino acids. Gene Ontology annotation, cellular component: nucleus; cAMP-dependent protein kinase complex. Gene Ontology annotation, biological process: peptidyl-serine phosphorylation. The record is from RefSeq and is a predicted model, not a curated record. NCBI's taxonomy places the organism in Eukaryota, Metazoa, Arthropoda, Insecta, Diptera, Culicidae. The transcript has a single exon. Gene Ontology annotation, molecular function: ATP binding; cAMP-dependent protein kinase activity.